AUGGCGGACACUCGACCAAUCUUCUUCUUUGACAUAGACAAUUGCGUGGGUAUCUUCUUUUGGAUUCCAGAAUCGAUCCAGACUGACUUCGCUCUCACCAGCUCUACUCAAGAAGUCCGAACACCCCUAUCCAACCCCGCGCUGCGCGAACGCUUCGCCGGAAUCACAACUAACCGGGCAUUUCGCGCAGAAAGCAACAUCCACGAUGAAAUGCAAAAGCUGAUCCACGAGUUUUUCGUGAACCACCUCUCCCUGAGCUCAGAAGAUGCCCACAUGCUGCACAUGAAAUACUACCGAGAAUACGGUCUGGCUAUUGAAGGUCUUACGCGCCACCACAAGAUCGACGCGCUCGAGUUCAACCGCCUCGUCGACGACGCCCUCCCACUAGAUGACAUCCUCAAGCCGGACCCCAAACUGCGCCAGCUCCUAGAAGACAUCGACCGAGACAAGGUUAAGCUUUGGCUCUUGACAAAUGCAUACGUGAACCACGGCAAACGGGUGGUGAAACUGCUAGAGGUGGAUGAUCUGUUCGAGGGUAUCACGUACUGCGAUUAUGCAAACCCGCCGCUUAUUUGCAAGCCAUCGCAGAUGAUGUAUGAUAAGGCGGAAAGGGAUGCUUGUGCGACGGAUAAGACCCAGUGUUACUUUGUUGAUGACUCUGGCCUGAACUGCAAGGCUGCUGCGGCUCGAGGAUGGCAGGUUGCGCACAUCGUUGAGCCGGAGCUUCCUGUGCCAAAGGCUCCGGCCUCUCAGUUCCAGAUCCGGAGCCUGGAGGAGUUACGGACAUGCUUCCCUCAGCUGUUCAAGAAAUCCUGA
Molecule: messenger RNA, 816 nt
Organism: Aspergillus mulundensis
Lineage: Eukaryota; Fungi; Ascomycota; Eurotiomycetes; Eurotiales; Aspergillaceae
Product: putative pyrimidine 5'-nucleotidase
Exons: 3
Coding region: 1-816 (271 amino acids)
Biological process (GO): nucleotide catabolic process; pyrimidine nucleobase metabolic process
Molecular function (GO): nucleotidase activity
Source: RefSeq, a predicted model, not a curated record